AUGGAAGACGAGCUAGUUCGACGCUUGGAGCAUCUCCGCCCGGUCGAAGUGCGCUUGGAUGAGUUCAAAAUAUUAAGCACUGUUGGAAAAGGAGCUACUUGCGAAGUAUAUCAAGCUCAUCAUUUGGCAACUGGUGCUGUUUGCGCAGUUAAAAAGUUCCUUUCCGAAACUUUUACAGCAGCAGAAAUCCAUAACUUUUAUCGCGAAAUCAAAAUUCUUUCUAGAGCGCGAAAUUAUUUCUUAAUUCCAUUCUAUGGCAUUUCUUUUUCAUCACCAUACAUAAUAGCAAUGAAAUAUAUCAAACGAGGUUCAUUACAUUCAGCGAUUUUCCAUAAAGAAGGUGCUCCUCAACUUACACCAACAAAUAAGACAAUUAUUGCCUUUUGCAUUGCAUCAGGAAUGCAAUACUUACACGAACAUGAUGUAAUUCACAGAGAUCUCAAAUCGUUAAACGUAUUACUUGAUGGCAAGCUUUAUCCUCAUAUUUGCGACUUCGGAAUUUCAAGAGUGAAAUCGGACAGCGAUCAAUUAAUGACGAAAAUGAUUGGUACUCCUCACUGGAUGGCUCCAGAAGUCUUCAGUUCCAAUGAUUACACGAAUAAAGUUGAUAUUUAUUCCUUUGCAAUCUUACUAUGGGAAUUAAUCAGCGAAGAAAGACCGUAUAAAGGAUAUUCUGCACCACAGCUUAUUGCAGCUGUAUGCACAAAGAAUGAAAGACCACCAAUCCCCAAGAAAUGUACAACAAAACUCAAGAAUUUGUUGACUCAAUGUUGGCAUAAAAAUCCAAAGUUGCGGCCAACGUUCGCCGAUAUCAUGGAUACAAUCAGAAAUGGAAAGGCAUAUUUCCCAGAUACAGAUGAAAGUCAAAUGGAAGAAUUUUUCAAAUUAUAUGAUUCAGAUUAUUUCCAAAAGAAAGGAAGAAUGCCAAGUCCAUUCCUUAAGAAGCAAUUAAAGAGUGCAAAUACAGAAUCUCAGAUCCAGAAAGUUAAAAAACCAGAAGAUAAAAACAAUUUUGACGAAGAAGUCAUGGAAAUGCCUUCUUUCUCCAUUUCCGAGGACUAUAAUGUAAGAGGUAAAAGGAAGAAACUCACAAAGAGAGCACAAUCACACAUGUCCAUUGAAAAUGAUUCAAAUUUACAAGCCGACGACGAUGAAUCCGGUUCUUUCUUCAAAAACGCCUCUGAAACACCAUUGAGUUUCCAAAUGGUCCCUCCAUCUGAUUUCACAGAUGCACAGUUGGGCGAGUCAGUCAUUGAACAGAAACAAGAACCAACAGUUAAAAUAAACAAAAUCAGUACAUUUGAGUUACCAGAAGAAAGAAAUGACAAAGAAAUUGAGAGGAUUGUUUCAAUAUGUACAGUUAAGAAGACAAAUUCAAUGACAGCAAUGUCCACAUCUUUAAUUCUUCCUCAAUUCGAUAACAUGGAUGGUUUGAAGCCACUCGAAUCAGAAAUCCCAGAAUCACCAUUUGAAGAACAGAUUAAACCAUCAUUUGAAUUGGAAGAUCCUUUGAACUACACUUAUCCUGAAAGAGAAAUACCAAAACCAUCAGUUUUCAUGCAACCACAGCCACCUAAAUAUGAUGAAAACGGUAAGCUUGUCAACGUAUUCCUUGAGAUGGAAAAUGUUCAAUCUCCAUUCAGUAGAAGCACUUUUGGAUCAACAAAUGUUGAUAAUUUACUUGAUUAUAAAUCACCUCACUUUGAAACAUUAUUCAACAAAACAAUGUGGAAGCUGAACAAGGCAAACUGCAAAGAUUUCUUUUCUAUUGCAUCUCUUUUGUUUUCUCCCCCAAUUCCUCUUUAUAUUUGCAAAUUCACAUUAGAUUCUGUUUUGAAAUUGGUUGAACAAAAUCAAAACGCUUGGAAACCAUUUUCAAAAAGUGACGCUCCAGAAAAUCUUCCACUCCACACACCAUGCUUAUUCGAUUUGUCUGCAAGAUUACUAUUAUACGCUAUUCCAAUGAAUCCUAAUUUGAUGACAGUUGAAAAAGCAAAGACAAUUCUUUCAAUGUCAAAAUACAAAAUCAAUCAGGUUUUAAGAAUUUUCUCUGUUUACGUGUCAAAUUUGGUUUACAUGGAUGAUCCAAUUCCUAUACUUGAGACAUUCCUUGAUAUUAGCUUGCAUCUUAUCAAACUUGGAGGUGGUUUGAAAUUGGUCAGAAUUUUAUAUUAUCUUUUGAAAAACAGUUCAAAACAAAUCAUUGAAAAGUUUACUGACAAAAUCACGAAAAUUUUCGGACAUUUGAUGUUCACCAAUGACUUACUUCUUGUUGCGAAUGUCUACAGCUGCUUGAUUGACUUGAAAUUGGCAAUCGAUAUUCCAACAGAAUUAUUAUUAGUAAAUUUGAAAUUCCAUGAUAUCAGAAAAUACGUUAUUAUGUAUUUGACAGCCACAGAAUCGAUUUACAAGGUCGAAAAAGAAGUCAUUAUACAGAUCAUUGACUAUUGCGCGAAGGAUGAAAUUGCUGCUUUGCUUUUGGCCAAGAUUUCAUCAAAUCCUACUCUUUCUCAAGUUGUUUGCCAAAAAUGCAUUUGGUUGUCAGAAAAUUUCAGUCCUAAUCUUGAGAACUCGUUGAGAAUCUUUUGUGUAAACUUCACUCGCCAAGAGAACAGGCUCAAGAUGAUAAAUUCCAAUUAUUUCACUGAAUUUAUGAAGAGACUGGUCACAUCUCCUGAUGAGAAAUAUCUCAAGUUUGUCAAUUCACUUAUCAAUAGAUCAUUUGAUUUGAUUGGCGAUGAACUGAUGCCAAGACUCCACAAAGACAAAGUUAUGGAGAAAUGGAUUUCUGCUUGCUACGCAUCUAAGAAUGAAGACAUUGUUUAUUGCUUCUUAAAAAUUUCAAGACAAGUAUUGUCAAAUGACAUUUAUUACGAAGAAUAUGAUGAUUUCAUCAAGAAUAUUAGUUACUACUUUGAUGCAGAAGGGAAAUACGUAGAGCCUGUUAUAGAUCUUCUUUUUGUGAUGUCGGGUAAUAUCAAAUACCUUCAAUUGCUCAAAACAAUUGACUUGAACAAGGUCUUUGAUAUGUCUUUUAUUCCAGACAAAUCAAGACAAUCACGUGAUACUAUUCUUGAAAGAAUUUCUUGUUAA
Messenger RNA from Trichomonas vaginalis G3, 3093 nucleotides. RefSeq names its product protein kinase protein. The transcript has a single exon. NCBI's taxonomy places the organism in Eukaryota, Parabasalia, Trichomonadida, Trichomonadidae. Gene Ontology annotation, biological process: protein phosphorylation. Gene Ontology annotation, molecular function: protein kinase activity; ATP binding. The record is from RefSeq and is a predicted model, not a curated record. The coding region runs from base 1 to 3093 and encodes 1030 amino acids.